Molecule: messenger RNA, 1547 nt
Organism: Guyanagaster necrorhizus
Lineage: Eukaryota; Fungi; Basidiomycota; Agaricomycetes; Agaricales; Physalacriaceae
Exons: 4
Coding region: 86-1240 (384 amino acids)
Molecular function (GO): protein binding
Source: RefSeq, a predicted model, not a curated record
UGAGGCUGGUCCCGAAGGAUACAAGAUAAGAAACACUGGAUCGCUGCCCCAUUUCAAUGACUGGUGCACAAUUAUUGUGGAUGAUAUGGGCAAAAAAAUCUACAUGUAUGGCGGGAGCCGUCCCAAUGACAAAAAAUACAUCCCUACGAACGAUUUCCAUGUUCUGGAUGUCGACGCUAUGCAGUGGAAGAAGCUUACACCAAAAUUCUGGUCUAAUGCUCAUCAACCAUUCGAACCAAUAGGGAAACCGGAACCCUUGCCGUCGUUGUUCAAACCAGCUUGCUCCUUCUUUCAUUUCAAAGAGACAAAUUAUAUCUUCAUGUUUGGUGACUUUGACGUCGACGACGAGGCCGUGUCUUCUCAUCUCAUAGCUAUUGAUCUUGAUGACCCGCAGUGGUGGUACGUCGAAAUUGAGGGAGGCAACGUUUGUGGGCGGAUGAACGCGUCUAUGAUCGGGAUAGACAACAAGCUGUUCAUCUUUGGUGGGCGGGCCUCGUACGACAAGAAUUCUCUCGGUAUAGCAUCUUACUCUAUCGCAGAAUACACAGACUAUCGAUGGAAGUGGAUGUCGGGAAGGCAGGAGAGGGCUUACGAUGCCCAUGUUCCGCCGUUAGGGUUUGGUGGACGGGCUCUCUCUGUGCAUGGGGAAAAGAAGAUUUUGUUGACACCUGGGCGCCUGAAUAACAAGGCACCUGUGGACAUGCAGGAAUCAAACUCGAUCUUCUUCUACACCACUAACUUCAUAUUUCGUGCAGCUGCGGACACAAUCGGCACCUUCCCUGGAAACUUGCGCUGGUAUGGGUCGUACUCGAGUGAAGGUUCUCAACCUUCCGUUCCAACUUUGCCAACGACCUCGCCGUUGCUCCGAAAACGGAAACGAUUGUCUUCCCCGCCGCGAGAACGCGUAGUCUAUCCGGCGCAUGCCAUGAUUGCCGGGUGGGUGGACUAUGGAAAAGAAGAUCAUAUCAUGCCAGGGCUAUGGCAGUACUUCCUUCCACCGGAAGAGAAAAUUCAGUGUUUCAAUGUCCGCUCAACGAUCGGGUCCAUGGAUCUGAACCUGCAUUCCUUCGCUGCAGUUGGUAAUCGAAUGAUCUUUUUUGGUUAUGAAGCAGAAAGUGAAAGCGAUAAGGUUCCAGAUGAUGCAACAUAUAACAUUUGCGUCGAGAUAGAUUUGGGAGUAGUUUCCAAGAAUGCGACGGAAGUCAAGAUUGAAGAAGAGAACCUUGGCGUUGGGCAAUAGAGUCAUGGAUGACAUACUCCCCGCACGUUAGGGAUGUCCAGGAUAGGGCUUGGAGAUGAAUAAGUGUGUGAAGGUGCAUGGUCGCCCUACGACAUCAAGAAACAAGUGAAUUGUAGCCCAGAAACUUUUUCUCCCUUUUCAUGGCGUAGCGAGGGGAGGAAAUUUACCAGGAUUGCGGUAUCGAAACGCUUCGCAUUUUCUUCAAGUAUCAAAGGUAGAUGUCAAUUAUCAUUUUCUUGUCAUUGCGCCUUCUGUGUACAUACUCGACUGACGUCUUGUUUUGGUGUCUUGACCGUUUAGGGUUUGA